ACGGCUUUUGAUUUUUCGUCCGUUCCACACAUCUUCCGCUUCUGCUGCUGCUGCUUCUUCUUCGCUUAACAUCGAAAUUACAAAUAAAAAACAGAGAGAAAGAGAGAGAUAUGGCGAGAAGGCCGGACGAGGAAUACGAUUACUUGUUCAAAGUGGUAUUAAUCGGCGAUUCUGGCGUAGGGAAAUCCAACCUCCUUUCCCGAUUCACUCGCAACGAGUUCUGUUUGGAGUCCAAGUCCACCAUUGGCGUCGAAUUUGCCACCCGGACUCUCCAGGUCGAGGGGAGAACUGUGAAAGCUCAGAUAUGGGACACAGCAGGACAGGAGCGAUAUAGAGCAAUCACUAGUGCCUACUAUAGAGGGGCCCUUGGAGCUUUACUUGUCUAUGAUGUAACAAAACCAACAACAUUUGAGAACGUAAGCAGGUGGCUGAAGGAAUUAAGAGACCAUGCUGACUCAAACAUCGUGAUCAUGAUGAUUGGGAACAAAACUGAUCUGAAGCAUCUACGUGCGGUUGCCACAGAAGAUGCCCAGGGCUAUGCCGAAAAAGAAGGCCUUUCAUUCAUUGAAACAUCUGCUCUUGAAGCAAUCAACGUUGAGAAGGCUUUCCAGACAAUUCUGGCAGAGAUAUACCGUAUUAUUAGUAAGAAGUCUAUCUCAUCAGGCGAGCCAACACCUGCAAGCAUCAAAGAAGGGAAGACAAUUGCAGUCACCGGAGAUUCAGAGGUCAAUACAAAGAAGGCUUGCUGUUCUUCAACCUGAGGUUGAUUAAAUUGAGUUUUUCCGGUAUUUGUUCUCUUCCUCAUUUCGUAUUCGUCUCUGUCGUGGGUUAUUAUUGCUUUCAACUUAUUCUUGUUGCUUAGUCGUUUGUCAAACUAUAAUUUAUUUUUCCCGUUGCCCGGGUUUUUUCUGUAAGGGGUAUAUCUAUGAGGUAUAUAACAGUGAUGAUUAGAUGGAUGAAACACCUAAGUAAGAUUAAGCCUCACGAGGUUUGGAUUGUAUUUGUAGAAAUACUUAAACAGGUCAGAGCCAAAAUUAUUACUUUUCACC
Pyrus x bretschneideri (Chinese white pear) is the source of this 1049-nucleotide messenger RNA. RefSeq names its product ras-related protein RABA2a. Gene Ontology annotation, molecular function: GTPase activity; GTP binding. NCBI's taxonomy places the organism in Eukaryota, Viridiplantae, Streptophyta, Magnoliopsida, Rosales, Rosaceae. Gene Ontology annotation, cellular component: endosome. The transcript has 2 exons. The coding region runs from base 111 to 761 and encodes 216 amino acids. The record is from RefSeq and is a predicted model, not a curated record.